This is a messenger RNA of Saccostrea echinata, 831 nucleotides long. RefSeq lists its product as uncharacterized. The transcript has 3 exons. The record is from RefSeq and is a predicted model, not a curated record. Lineage: Eukaryota; Metazoa; Mollusca; Bivalvia; Ostreida; Ostreidae. The coding region runs from base 244 to 831 and encodes 195 amino acids.
AGGAGAUGCACGGUGUGACUCCCCAGGAUAUUCAGCCAAGUAUGGCACCUACACCAUCAUGGAACUUGAGAGGAAUAAGAUUCUUGAUUUUCAGCUUGUGCAGGUAAAAUUUAACAUACAGAUCUAGACAAAUUGCGGAGUUAAGACUUAUUUAUUUUAAUUGAUUAAAAGUAUAUCAUCACAACCCUUAACAUUUAUGCUUUAAUUUUUUUCCGGAGUAAUGAAGUAAAGGGGUCUUCCCAUAUGGAGCUGGCUGGCUUAAAAAGAGCCAUGGGAUUCCUGAAAGAUCAUGUCAACAUAACAACCCUAGUGACAGACAGGCAUUCCAUGGUUAAAAAGCAAAUGAGAAUUUUUCAUCCAGACAAAAAUCAUUAUUUUGAUGUGUGGCACAUUGCAAAAGGUGUUUCCAAAAAACUUGAAGCAGCAUCAAUGAAGGUCAAUGGACAUCAAAUCCGACCAUGGAUAAAGUCAAUUGCCAACCACUGUCAUUGGACAGCUUCAUCUUGUGAUGAUGGUGGGGAACUCAAACAAGCAAAGUGGAAAUCGAUUGUGAACCACAUUGCUAACCAACAUGAAAAUCACUCCCCUCAAUAUCCUAGAUGUGAGCAUGCCCCAAUUGCAGAUAGCAGACAGUGGAUCAAAGAAGGCUCUGUUCCACACAAAUUAAUGAAGGAUAUAAUCCUCAGCCCCUUCCUUUUAAAAGACAUUUCCAAACUUUCACCAACUCACAAGACGUACAGCCUCGAGGUGUUUCACUCUUUUGUGAACCACUAUGCACCGAAGAGCACUCAUUUUUACUAUCCUGCUAUGCUUGCAAGGUAUAUAUGCUAA